AUGUCAUUUAUGAAUGAUGAAAUCAAAUUUCAAACCAAGCAAGCUGGUGAACUUACCGUUACACGUCAAAAACAUAGUGCUUUAUAUACUCUUAAUUUUCCAGCUUGUCCAGCAGUUAAAAUUGAUUUACCCGAUGGACUGCUAUCUGCCUUGGGUAGUGAUGUAUCGCCCGUGGAAGUUUAUAAAUCAAGAGACCAUAUGCUUGUUUACGAAAAGGAAUCUGAUGUUCAAAAAUUGUCACCGAAUUUUAUGGCUUUAGCCAAAAUUGAUACCAUAUUUGCUGUGAUUAUUACUGCUCCUGGUGACAAAGUCGAUUUUGUUUCGCGACUCUUCGCACCAAUUGCCGGCAUCUCUGAAGAUCCUGUUUGUGGAUCAGCACAUUGCAGUUUAACUCCUUAUUGGGCUGAACGAUUGGGCAAGAAUCAAUUACACGCGUACCAAAUAUCGGCACGUAGAGGUGAACUUUGGUGUGAAAACAAAGGUGAUAGAAUACUAAUAUCAGGCAAUGCAGUUACCUAUUUAAAAGGGGAAAUAAGCGUCUAA
Messenger RNA from Adineta steineri, 543 nucleotides. Lineage: Eukaryota; Metazoa; Rotifera; Eurotatoria; Adinetida; Adinetidae. The record is from the annotation of a GenBank genome assembly.